AUCGAAUGGAUACCCUGCAUGAAUCAAGUGAAAUGGCUUCAGCCCUUUCGGUCAUGCUACUCACUCAAGGUGGUUUAAUGUGAACUACAGGUAAUGCAAGGGAAGGUUAGGAUCCUACAAUGGGCACUAAGUAACCACCAUCUCAUGGGGAGCUUUGAAUACACCAAUGAGCCUAGUCAUCCCAUAGAUUCGACGAAGCUUGUUCGUGAGAUUUUACUUGCGUUCAUGAAGGGGAAGGGGAGGAAGCUGCCCGCUACAUACCGGCUACAACACACUACACAACCCGUCAAUAAGCGUUUCAGUGAGUUCUGUGACGUUCUUCGUGAGUACAUACACAUGCUCACAGGAAGUGCUCCGUCUAUCGAGGAGAUAAAGGGUGGUCAGACGGCAAUAUUCUACGAGAGUAACGAGUGAGAGACUCGCAAACGUAUAUCCAUCCGAUGAAGACUUUGUGAAGCCCGAUGAGAGCCAAUAAACACGCACUUCGGACGUACGGUCCUCAAGUUGUCCAUUAACGGCAAAGGGCUUCAUACUUUCGAAUUAAAUAAGGCUGAAAAAGCU
This is a messenger RNA of Sphaeroforma arctica JP610, 561 nucleotides long. RefSeq lists its product as hypothetical. The coding region runs from base 94 to 414 and encodes 106 amino acids. NCBI's taxonomy places the organism in Eukaryota, Ichthyosporea, Ichthyophonida. The transcript has a single exon. The record is from RefSeq and is a predicted model, not a curated record.